This is a messenger RNA of Corythoichthys intestinalis (scribbled pipefish), 931 nucleotides long. RefSeq names its product interleukin-17 receptor A. The record is from RefSeq and is a predicted model, not a curated record. The transcript has a single exon. NCBI's taxonomy places the organism in Eukaryota, Metazoa, Chordata, Actinopteri, Syngnathiformes, Syngnathidae. Gene Ontology annotation, molecular function: interleukin-17 receptor activity. Bases 42 to 803 code for a protein of 253 amino acids.
UAUUUUGCUGAACAGUAUCUGUUAUAAGCCAAAUCGGAAAAAUGACAAUAUUACUAUUCUUACUUCAAUCAGAUCGCCUCAGUCUGUUGUCACCAACCACUGACCAACAACCCCAAUGUUUCCACGUUCAAGAAAGAAAAAAAGUUUUCAUUCUCUACUCCCUUGACCAUCCAUUAUACAAAAAUAUUGUCCUCAAGUUUUGUGCCUUCCUGAUGGCCAAAUGUGGCACCGAAGUCAUCCUGGAUCUGCUGGAUUCUACCCGGGUGGCAAUGCUGGGCCGAAUCCAAUGGCUAGACUGGCAGCGAGAACGAAUUGAAAGUUCCUCAGAUAAGAUCCUCCUUCUUUGCUCUAAAGGAGUGCAAGCUAAAUGGAGAGCCAUGUGUGGAGAGAAGCGGGUUCUCCUGAGAGAAGACCUCCGCUCGCCUAUGAGUGACAUGCUCACUCCUGCUCUGGGCCUCAUCGUGCCUCAACUGGUGCAUCGCGCUUCCUUCGAGAAGUAUAUGGUGGCUUACUUUGAGGGCAUUUGCUCUCCGGAGGAUGUCCCCUCACCAUUUAACGUUACAGUUCGAUACAAACUCAUGAGACAAUUCGAAGAGCUGUUCUUUCGAAUCCUAGAUGCUGAAAAGCAGGGGCCAGAUAGAGUUCGUUAUAUUGAAGGACUUGCAGAGGGCGAGUAUCACCACUGUUCCACAGGCCGAGCCUUGCUGGAGGCCUUAGAGGAUUUUCGGGCAUACCAACGGAAGCACCCGGCGUGGUUUGAAGAGCAGCUGGUGGAGGACUUGGAUGUUGAGGACCUGGACUGAUUUCCAGGCAGGGUGAUCAUUUUUAAUAGCGCAAAGUAAUUAUUCUAGGCUUGGGGUAAAUAUUAUGAACAAUGUGGCAAUGCCACUUCAUUGUUGUAAAAUUUUUAUCCUGAAGGGAAAUAAUUUUU